AUUAUAUAUGCAAGGCGAUAAUUUCAUUCACUGAUUCGACCGCUAAUUUGCACAUCUUCCGCCCUAGUAGGAAUCAUUCCGCGAUUGUAGCAACAGUUGAGCCGAAGUCUUCUUCGGAGUAUGAAACCAUCACGAUGGUUCGUGUGAUUGCACUGUGUUUGAUCCUAAUUUUAACAAAUUUAGAAGUUGAUGGUGGAACCUUUACGAAUGUACCACCGAAAGAUUACAACAGAAGGAGUGGACUUCAUGAUUGUAUAGAUCGGUUUUACUCCAAUACCAGUUUUGCUCCUCGUCCCGGUAUAUACAACGGGAUUCCGGUUGAGCCAGGAGAAUACAGCGCUUUCGCUGCCAUCGGAUGGACUCGCAGUUUGCAGAAGGUGGAUUAUCUGUGCGGUGGAACGUUGAUUACGUUGAAUUUUGUUUUGACGGCAGCACACUGCUCGAUCAAUGGUGAACAAAAAAGACCGGAUUUGGUUCGACUAGGAGAUGUAAAUCUUUUGAGUGACGAAAACGAUGAAAACGUUCAACAGAUAGCGAUUAAGCGUUUCAUUAAGCACCCAGCUUACAAAGCUUCUCGGUCGUAUAAUGAUAUUGCUCUGAUAGAGCUGGAAACAGAUAUCCAACCAGGACCCUUUGUCUGCUCAGCUUGUCUUUGGGCGGACAAGAUCAUGGAUUUUGACAUGCUCACUGUAAUGGGAUUUGGGACAACCAAACUCGGUUCCGACAUGAGCCCCAUAUUGAUGAAGGCCGAUCUACCACCACUUCAAGAAGCCGAUUGUAAAGAUCAAUUUCCAAUCAAUCGUAGAAUUGCAGAAGGAAUUAAGGAGAGUCAGUUCUGUGCAGCCUCCCCAAACAAGGAUGCCUGCCCGGGAGAUUCCGGUGGACCAAUACUGGUUAAUCUGGUUGACCCGAACCCACAUGGAUUACAGAAAUUGAUCCCAUUCGUAACAGGAAUCAUUUCCAUCGGUACUGGAUGUAACGAGGGAUCCAUCGGAUUGUAUUCUCGAGUGGCAUCCUAUAUCGAAUGGAUCCAGAAUGUAACGAACGUUAGUUUUGAUCCUAAGAGCUGUGCUCGCAACACAGAAUGCGUUCCGUUCUACAAAGACGUCUCUAGCUCAGUUCAGCGUCCUGAAUUUGCACCCGAGUACCAUGUCGACCUGAUGAAUGACAAAAGUAAGAAUCCCGUCUGUGCAGGAGCCCUUAUUGACUAUCGACACGUUCUCACUUCAUAUGAGUGUAUCUUAGCAGAACCAACAUUUGUGCUGUUGGAUGGAGCCCGUGCGAACAUCACAGAUAUUACAAACCAUGACGAUUUAGCUAUUAUUGGCUUGGAUCAGUAUUACGACACCAAACCAGAAUACUUCAAAACUUCAGGACCCGUUUGCUUGCUAAAGAAAUCGAACGUUACGAAUUUCAAAAUCCUUGUAUCAGCCAAUGAUCCAGAAAACCACCAACGACUGAUCGUUAAUGCAUUGGUGAUGCCAGAUAACCAGUGUAAGCCUGGGUUCAUUUGCACUGAGAAAGAGGAAUAUCUCAUUCCGGAAACGUGUGUAUUUCAACCGGGAGGAUCCAUCGCAAGUCACAUCCGUGUUGGAGACAACUUCAACAUCCCACUUCUGCAUGGGAUCAAUUUGGAAGAACUCAGCUGUGGAAACCGAAAGGUUCAACUAAAAGCGGCUUCAGUAGCUCACUACUACCCCUGGAUUGAGUCCGUAGUGCUAGGACAUAUCGUUGAGUCCCUGAAGAAGGAGGAAACGUUUCGACAGCACGAGUAUUUUCGUGGUGAUACGUGCCUUCCGGCUUCCGGAGGCGGUUUGGGCCGAUGUGUACCCGCAGAUCAUUGUGAAGAGCUGUUGAAAGAUCACCGCAAAGGGCUGGUGAACAUUAGGACAUGUUUGUUCGAGGGUGACCAGCCGAUCGUUUGCUGUCCGAACGUGUAUUUGUAAUUGUGUUCAAUAUUUGACAUGUCUUUAAGCUGAGAAUAUGAGGAAUAUAAGUAUUUCAUUACUUA
Molecule: messenger RNA, 2011 nt
Organism: Aedes aegypti (yellow fever mosquito)
Lineage: Eukaryota; Metazoa; Arthropoda; Insecta; Diptera; Culicidae
Exons: 4
Coding region: 135-1946 (603 amino acids)
Biological process (GO): proteolysis
Molecular function (GO): serine-type endopeptidase activity
Source: RefSeq, a predicted model, not a curated record